Molecule: messenger RNA, 3576 nt
Organism: Diaporthe batatas
Lineage: Eukaryota; Fungi; Ascomycota; Sordariomycetes; Diaporthales; Diaporthaceae
Exons: 1
Coding region: 1-3576 (1191 amino acids)
Biological process (GO): transcription-coupled nucleotide-excision repair
Cellular component (GO): nucleus
Molecular function (GO): ATP-dependent chromatin remodeler activity; ATP binding
Source: RefSeq, a predicted model, not a curated record
AUGGCUUCGCAGGAGGGCGAUCAUGCCGCAAGCCCACCUGUGGCCGACUCACCAACUUCCCCCACGAAUGACAGAGAAAAGUCGGUGGCUUUUGCUGACGAGCAAGCCGCCACCGCCCAGUCUGACCGAGAUGGCACACCCGCUGAUGCGCCCGAUGACCUUGACGAAGCGUCGGCCUUGAAAAGCCUCAGCGCAAACGUCCGCGACCAAGAAGAUCUCGAGCGCGAUAUUUCGCAUCAAGCCAGCCUUGCGCUGAACGAGGCCGAGGACGCCAAGGACAAGAACCGCAUUGCCAGGGCCGAAGCUACCAAGUCUAAACUCUUGACUAAGAAGCAGGACCAACAACAGAAGUUGCGGAGGGCUUGGGGAAACACUCCAUUGAAAGAGAAGAUUCAACAAGAGAUUGCGCGCAUCGAUGCCGACAUCGAGCUGGUCGACAAGGACAUUGCGGAUUUCAACGAUCGAAUCGAAGAAAGAAAAAGAGCCGGUGAGGAGGAUGAUGCCACGACUGCUAAAUCCAAAGGCAAGUUGCCUGGCGAAACCCAGAGGGAGUACCUGAUUCGCACUGGCAAGAUCACGCCCUUUGCCAAAAUUGGUGGCCCGAGGCCAGAGGGUAUCCAGGGUGAACUCGCUGAUGCCAUCAUCGACGCCGAAGAUGAAGCCGUUGCUGAGGAGCUUGAAAUGGAACAAGCGGCCGACCAGCCGCGCUCUCACCGCAAUCUGCGGCUGCCAGGCUUCGUCGAGGAGGACGAGGGGGAGGAUGCAACUGCAGCCGCUGUGGAGAAUGCGUUUUCUUUGCGUCCUCGCAAGAAGCGUAAGGUCGCAGCAGAUGUUGCCUCGUCUGAUGAAUUCGAACCGAGCGGUGCUUCGGCUGCCUCCCCGGGUUCUGCAUCCGAAAUCGCAUCUGAGGAGUACGAUAUGACCGAUCUCACUCGCACUGCCCCCAGGAAAACGCCCAAGAGCUCUCACAAAGAUGAAAAAACUGUUGAUUUUAGCAAAUUCGACGACGGUGAUGAGUCGGCUUAUCAGAGGCGGCUCUCGGACUGGGUCGAGCGUAGAAGUCGAGCCAGGAGACGCAAGCAAGAGAACAACGCGCUCCCAGCCGACAGUGAUAGGGGCGAGGAAUGGUUCAAGCCCUCUCCCGACCAGCCCGACCACUAUCUCGAGAACGGCCUAAAGCUACCUGGCGACAUCUACCCAUCGCUUUUUGAUUAUCAAAAAACCGGUGUGCAAUGGCUGGCCGAACUCUAUGCCCAGAAGGUCGGUGGUAUCGUUGGUGAUGAAAUGGGCUUGGGGAAGACCAUCCAGCUGAUUUCUUUUGUCGCUGCCUUGCAUUACAGCAAGAAACUCACAAAGCCGGUUCUUGUCGUAGCCCCAGCAACUGUGCUCCAGCAGUGGGUCAGCGAGUUUCAUCGAUGGUGGCCUGCCCUCCGGGUGUCCAUUCUCCAUUCUUCCGGAAGCGGUAUGCUCAACCUUGGAAAGGAGGCGAGCUUCGAAGACGAGGACAUGUGGGAAGAUGCCGCCCGGCCGAGGAAAUCGAGCAAGGCCGCGAAGAAGAUCGUGGACCGAGUGGUCAAAGACGGUCAUGUUCUCGUCACCACAUAUGCUGGCCUCCAGACUUACGGCGAUGUGCUGAUACCUGUAGAAUGGGACUAUGCCGUGUUGGACGAAGGGCACAAGAUUCGGAAUCCGAAUACCUACAUCACUAUAUGCUGCAAGGAGCUGCGGACGCCCAACCGAGUCAUCCUCUCGGGAACCCCCAUGCAGAACAAUCUGAUUGAGCUUUGGUCCCUCUUCGACUUCAUCAACCCGAUGCGCCUCGGCUCUUUGGUUGCAUUCCGGAACCAAUUCGAAAUACCCAUCAAGCUAGGCGGCUAUGCCAACGCGACUAAUCUUCAAGUGAUGACAGCUCAAAAGUGCGCAGAGACCCUGAAGGACACAAUCAGCCCCUACCUGCUGCAGCGCACAAAGAAGGACGUGGCCGCAGAUCUGCCCAAGAAGCAGGAGCAGGUCUUGUUCUGCAAGCUCACCGCCGUCCAACGUGACGCAUAUGAGCAGUUCUUGAGGUCUGACGAGAUGAAUGCCAUCCUCAACCACACGCGCAAGUCACUUUUCGGCAUUGAUCAGCUGAGGAAGAUAUGUAACCAUCCAGACUUGCUCUUCCCACAGCGGAAGAACAGGACGGAUUACAAGUGGGGUUCUGCACGCCAAUCUGGAAAAAUGCAAGUCGUCAAAAAGCUUGUGCACUUGUGGAAACGCUUUGGUCACAAGAUCUUGCUGUUCAGCCAGGGCGUCCAGAUGCUUGACAUAUUGGAGGCGUUUGUCAGGCGGCAGAAUGACAUCAACUUUCUUCGCAUGGAUGGUAAGACUCCGGUGAAGGAGCGACAGAAGCUUGUCGACAAAUUCAACAACGACCCCAACAUCCACCUGUUCCUCUUGACAACCAAGGUCGGCGGUCUCGGGGUCAAUCUUACAGGUGCCAGCAGAGUCAUCAUCUACGAUCCGGACUGGAACCCUUCCACCGACGUGCAGGCCCGGGAACGAGCGUGGCGGCUGGGGCAGAAGAAAGAGGUUACCAUCUUCCGUCUCAUGACGGCUGGCACUAUCGAGGAAAAGAUCUAUCACCGGCAGAUCUUCAAGCAGUUCCUGGCGAACAAGGUUCUUAAGGACCCGAAGCAGCGCACAACGCUGAACCUUAGUGACAUGCAUGAUCUCUUCACCCUAGACACAGAUCAUGGUGGUGCUACAGAGACGAGCAGGCUCUUCCAAGGCAGUGAAGUCGCGGCCACUAUUACGCCUAAGCCCAAGAUAACACCUGGAAACGCGAAUUAUGACCUCGAGGACCAGCAUGCUAGGAUGGCGGCGAAUGCGGCAACGACGGGUGACGAAGAAGGCGAGGACGACAAGCUGCGUGAGAUUGAGGGCGUGGCCGGAGUCGAAGAGUUCAAGGAGGGCGAAGACAGCGGCCCUGGCGACGAAGACCGCAUAAUGGCCGGGAUCUUCGCGCGUGGGGUUCACGAGGCUCUGGAGCAUGAUCAGAUCGUGAACGGCAAGAAAGCAGUGAAGGCCGAUCGCACCAUCCUCGAGCGCGAGGCAAAUCGCGUUGCCGCCGAGGCAGCUGAUCACCUCCGUCGGUCCCGUGAGCAAGCCCGUAAUGUGCCGAUUGGAACCGUCACCUGGACCGGCGAGCAUGGCCAGGCCGGUGCGCCUCGCCUGCCGAAUGUCAACCGCGGGCGAGGAGGGCCCAGCUCUGCUGGCGUUCUGGCUGGUAUCCGCGACCGCCAGGGCCUCGGAGGCGGAGGCGGAGGUGGUAGCAGCGCCGGCAGCUCUCGCUCGGCUACGCCGCCGACUAAUGGGCGGUACGGCGUGAAGGAGUUCAAGGAGAUGAUCCCGACCUUCAUCCGGCGCCAUGGGGGCAAGUGCCCAUCCAAAGUGCUGGUGGACCACUUCAACCCAUACUGUCACACGAAGAAGGCAACGGAGGCGUUCAAGGCGGCGCUGAAUGCCGUGGCCAGGAUGGAGCAGGCCGGCAGCACAAUGCGAGGCAUCUGGACUCUACGGCCGGAAUACAAGUGA